Molecule: messenger RNA, 2096 nt
Organism: Scophthalmus maximus (turbot)
Lineage: Eukaryota; Metazoa; Chordata; Actinopteri; Pleuronectiformes; Scophthalmidae
Product: ras-related protein Rab-18-B
Exons: 7
Coding region: 133-750 (205 amino acids)
Molecular function (GO): GTP binding; GTPase activity
Source: RefSeq, a predicted model, not a curated record
GCACUGGCGGAAGUUGUGCUAACAGCGGGCUGUCACCGGAGCAGCUAGCCGUCCGCUUCCCGCAAACAAGUCCGAAGAAACCGUCGAUUAAAGCGUCGCCGAGGGGGAAGUCGAGCGAGCUCCCGCGCCACUAUGGACGACGACGUGUUGACGACUCUGAAACUGUUGAUAAUCGGAGAGAGCGGCGUCGGGAAGUCCAGUCUCCUCCUGAGGUUCACAGACGACACGUUUGAUCCGGAGCAGUCAGCCACCAUAGGUGUGGACUUCAAAGUGAAAACACUCGCCAUAGAUGGAAACAAAGCAAAACUCGCCAUAUGGGACACAGCUGGACAGGAGAGAUUUCGCACCCUGACGCCCAGCUACUACCGCGGUGCACAAGGAGUCAUACUCGUAUAUGAUGUCACAAAGCGUGAAACUUUUACAAAGCUUGAAAACUGGCUGAACGAGUUGGAAACCUACACCACACGCAAUGACAUUGUCAAAAUGCUGGUGGGGAACAAAAUUGAUCAGGAUGACCACGAGGUGGACAGAAAUGAAGGACUGAAAUUUGCGAGGAAACACUCAAUGCUUUUUAUUGAGGCCAGUGCAAAGACCAAAGACGGCGUCCAGUGUGCCUUCGAGGAGCUUGUGGAGAAAAUCCUCCAGACUCCAGGGCUCUGGGAGAGCGAGGGCCAAGGCCAGAAGGUCCGUCUGGGGGACCAGGACCAGGCCAGUGGCAGGGCAUGUGGAGGAUACUGCUCUAUACCCUGAAACUGAGCAAAAAGAAAAAAAAGCACCAGCCGGACAGGAACGACCACGGACCAGAGACCAGAACUAGAGAGCAAAAGAGAGAUAGAGAAGGGGAGGGAGGGAGGGAGAGAGAGAGAGAGGUGGAAGUGGAAGUACUUUUUUAAAGUUAACUGUUCAGAGUAGAUCUGUCGGUCGAACGGACUCUGCUGUUUGCACACUUCCUUUUCAUUCAUCACCUGUCACGUCACAUCUUUCUGUUUUAAAACAUGAUUCAGAGGAUCGUACCAGAACGACCUCUCGUACGAGGAAGUCUCAACAUUGUAAGUGAACCAACGCCAAGUGUACGUCUGUCACACAAAGCGCGUCUGGCUUGAAUUUGUCUUCUAGGCAGCGGAGAUCCUGUUGUACAUUAGGGCGUCGGGUUAACGGUGUAGUGCCUAUGACACAAACCAAUUUGUAGGUUACAGGACAUGCAGCCUGUCAAAUUUGAUUGAAAAUGAUAAAAUGAUAAUCAAUGUAGAAGACCGGGCAGUCAUUUACCUCCAGGAAACACUCGUCCUGCGCGUGAGCUGUGAACGUCCACUUAUACAUAAAAUGUGCAAGUCACACGCAGUAUAUUUACAUGCAUUACAGAUUCUCGUGAGCGAUUCCCUAAGGAGACCUCACGGCAGAUUAUUGUUACUGGCACUAAUUUUGUUUUACCCAAUUAUUAUUAAUUUAAUGACGAUUACCUUCAAAAUUCUAUGCUUAAAAAAUAUGAAGACGCUUUCGAUUGAAUCUAUUUCAAGUUAUUUUUUCCCCGUUUUACCUUGGAAAUAUGCUAAACAAAAACAAAAAUCAUCUUUUAGCUAUGUAGGAUUUUUGGCGAGCAAACCUAUCCACGUCUUUGACUGUGACUGGUCAGGACCAUAACUUCCAAGUUUUACAGUGUUUCGAGUUCCUCCGAUUAAAUUUGACCUGAGCUCGACAGAAUGGUUUUGGUCUGAAACUGGUCCCGUGAGCUCGUUUCUCCGCAUUUAUUUUGCACUCUGUGUGUUGUUGUGGUCCAUACGUGGCCCCGUUUCUCACACAUUGUAGUACGAGCAUUCCUGAGAGCUUUGUUCCUCCCCAUCUCGAUUAUAUAUUCGAUGUAUCGUCGUUAUUUGUUUGACUCCUAUUUUCUUCUUUCCCCUGCUUUUCCCUCUGUCCCCCCCCCCGUCCCUGUGGCUUCUGCCGUGCAUCUGUUUGAAUAAUAUACAGCAAUAUGUAAAAAGAAAAAACCUGACAUCUGCCUUAACAUUGAAUGACGUCUGCUAGAGUUUUGGCCGUAACGUUUGUAUUGUUUAGAAAAUGAAAUAAAAAACAGCCCCCGAGAUGCCAUCACUCAA